UCAGGCCAGCCUCUCUCUCCACCCCACCCCCUCUUUCUGGCGUCCAUCCCCUCCCCAACUCCACCUCUGCUGCUGCCUCUGGCUGUGGACCUGCACCUCUUCCCCAUCCCCGACAGGCCUGGGGAGCGGAGUGAGCCUGGAUGAGAGCUCCCACAACCUGGGGCUCUCCCAGGCCAUGGCCCCAGUGCUCCCAGGGAGGAGCCCCAGACCCUGAGCAUCUGCUGGAGGCUUGGCAGAGGCCCCGCGGGGACCGUGUCUUCUGAGGACAAAAGGCGGCGGCCAGCGGGCAGACAGGGAGGGGGAAGGGGGGACCGGCAGCCAGGUGGGCAGACGGGUAGCAGGGGUCAGUGCUGGCCCCCCUCUCAGCUUGGCGGUGGCGUGAAGAUGGGGGUGGGAGUGUGUAGUUGGGGAAGCACCUGCCUGGACCCCCACCUGCCAGCUAGCUGGGCACCCCAAGGCUGUGUGCUGCCCACCCGGUGUUCCCCAACACCCCCAGCCCUGUCCAGUGCACUCCUCCAGUGCCUGCUUCCCCUGAUGUCUGCGAUUUAGACCAGCCCGGCUGUAUCCACGGCAACAGAAGCAGGAGUGUCACUGGCUGCCAGAUCACGAAGGGUCCCACAAUGUGGCCUGGGCUGUGAUUUAUCCUGAGUGAGACAGCUUGAGCCCCUCCCUCGAUUCCAAGACAGCCCUGCUGAGAGAGCCUAGGUGCAGCCCAGCAGGACAACUGAUGGAGUCCCCCGGGGCCCAUCGAGUACCGGACUGGCUGACCCCAUAGGGUUGGGAGCAGCCCCUGCCCCUCAGUAUGGCCAACACCACUGGAGAGCCCGAGGAGGUGAGCGGCGCACUGUCUCCGCCAUCAGCAUCGGCUUACGUGAAGCUGGUGCUGCUGGGACUGAUCAUGUGCGUGAGCCUGGCGGGCAAUGCCAUCUUGUCCCUGCUGGUGCUCAAGGAGCGUGCCCUGCACAAGGCUCCUUACUACUUUCUGCUGGACCUGUGCCUGGCUGAUGGCAUACGCUCUGCCGUCUGCUUCCCCUUUGUGCUGGCUUCUGUGCGCCACGGCUCCUCAUGGACCUUCAGUGCGCUCAGCUGCAAGAUUGUGGCCUUUAUGGCCGUGCUCUUUUGCUUCCAUGCGGCCUUCAUGCUGUUCUGCAUCAGCGUCACACGCUACAUGGCCAUCGCCCACCACCGCUUCUACGCCAAGCGCAUGACACUCUGGACAUGCGCAGCUGUCAUCUGCAUGGCCUGGACCCUGUCUGUGGCCAUGGCCUUCCCACCUGUCUUCGACGUGGGCACCUACAAGUUCAUCCGUGAGGAGGACCAGUGCAUCUUUGAGCAUCGCUACUUCAAGGCCAAUGACACGCUGGGCUUCAUGCUUAUGUUGGCUGUGCUCAUGGCAGCCACACAUGCUGUCUAUGGCAAGCUGCUCCUCUUCGAGUAUCGACACCGCAAGAUGAAGCCCGUGCAGAUGGUGCCAGCCAUCAGCCAGAACUGGACAUUCCAUGGCCCUGGGGCCACCGGCCAGGCUGCUGCCAACUGGAUCGCUGGCUUUGGCCGUGGGCCCAUGCCACCAACCCUGCUGGGUAUCCGGCAGAAUGGGCAUGCAGCCAGCCGGCGGCUGCUGGGCAUGGACGAGGUCAAGGGUGAAAAGCAGCUGGGCCGUAUGUUCUACGCGAUCACACUGCUCUUCCUGCUCCUCUGGUCACCCUACAUUGUGGCCUGCUACUGGCGAGUGUUUGUGAAAGCCUGUGCCGUGCCCCACCGUUACCUGGCCACCGCUGUUUGGAUGAGCUUCGCCCAGGCUGCCGUCAACCCGAUCGUCUGCUUCCUGCUCAACAAGGACCUCAAGAAGUGCCUGAGGACUCACGCCCCCUGCUGGGGCACAGGAGGUGCCCCGGCUCCUAGAGAACCCUACUGUGUCAUGUGAAGCAGGCUGGUAGGCAGACAGGCAGGGAGAAAGUCAGGGCCACCAUGAUGGGGCCAACAGAAGGGGAGAGGUGGGGCUCCAUACAGGAGCCUUUCUUUCUGAGCUCCAGCCCCAGCCCCUCGAACCACCUGGAAUCUAGGCACCUUUGCCAGCACCUCCCCAGGGUUGGGGACUGGGUGGGGGACUAGGAAAGAGGCAUUUCUAGUUCUGUGGGGCCCGUCUCCGCCACCUCCUUCUCCACUUCUACAAUCUCUCUCUCUCUCCCCCCCCCCCCACCUCUCUCUCUCACACACACACAGAAGUGACAAUUCAGAAAAAAAAAACCUGAAAAUGCAGGUUUUUCUACUCACAGCUGAGGAGACAGGCUUUCUUGCUUUAAUGUCUCUCCUCUGACAUUGUCCAGAAGGGGUAAGUUUGUCCUGUAAAAUAGACUUCCAGAGCCCUUAUUGUCCCCUCUGCUCCCACGUACCCUCCCCUUCCAAGUCCUUUAGCAAGGCCUGGAUGUUUAGGGAGAAAUUGAUCUGCUGACAAGAGGGACCGAAGGGCGUGCUGGGUUCCCAGGGAGCAAGGAAUGUUUAAUUGCUACGUUGUGUGCAAUGUUGUUUUAGGCUAACCCUGGUCCCAAGCCCGGUCUUUUCUCUGUCCCCACCAUGUCCAGACCUCCCAAGUGUUUCUUGAGCAUCUGUUUGAGAAGCCAGGAGGGGAGGGAGAAGGGCUUCUGGGAUGGGCCCAGGUUAGGUGAAGAGCAGGAUGUGAGUACAUGCCUUGAGCUGAAGAGACCCCAGCUUGGCUGCAUUCUCUCAAGCUGCUUCCUGGAUCCCCGUCCCCCAACUCUUCUUCUUGAGGAUGGAAAUCCACUCCAACCCCAUGGAAGUGUAGGGAGAAAGUCAAACUCUCCAGAAUGGCUGGAUCCCAAAGGCUGGGGUCAGAGUGGAAUUCAACCCCAGAAUUGUCUCCUGAGUUCAUGAUACUCUCCUGAAGAUGAAAAUUCUUUGAGGGCCUUGGUAAGUCAUAGUGGUAUGAACUCCAAGGCACUGUGGACUUGAGUCCAUUCCUCUCUGAUCUCUUUUUGUCCCCCUCAAGCCUCAGGAGCCUCAAGCCCCUCUGUGGUAACCCUUGGCCUUCUGGGCCCUCAGCCCCCAACUUCCUUGCGCUGAACAGCCCUUCCUCUCUUCCUCCCUCCACCAUUACUUCCACCCCAAGCGGAGCAGACUGCAGCCAGAUUCCCCAGGUGGGAGAUCCCAAGCCUCCUUCCCAGGGCAGAGUCCACUCUGGGCUCCCAUCAAGUCUUAUGGACUGGUGAGCCAAACUGGCAUUCUUUGCCUGGUCUUGCCCAAGUUCUCUGUCCCCCUCUCAUCUCCUGGGAGAGAGGGAGAUCUGUAUUUAUCCACCCCCUUUCCCUUCCCUACAGAAGCCCUUGUCCUACACUCCCUCCCUACUCCAAGACAGCUCCAGAACUGGGCAAGCCUUGACCCAAGAGGGGUGGAGAAGGUACUCUAGGCAGGAGAGACAUGAAUGAGCCUGGCUAUGGAGUGGCCCUGGAAAGGCAGGCCAGAGUGGCUGAGAGGCUGGGGGUGGGGGGUACCUGUUCUCUCAGUGAUAGU
This is a messenger RNA of Balaenoptera acutorostrata (minke whale), 3528 nucleotides long. Its product is annotated as probable G-protein coupled receptor 173. Gene Ontology annotation, biological process: G protein-coupled receptor signaling pathway. The record is from RefSeq and is a predicted model, not a curated record. Lineage: Eukaryota; Metazoa; Chordata; Mammalia; Artiodactyla; Balaenopteridae. Bases 803 to 1924 code for a protein of 373 amino acids. The transcript is spliced from 2 exons. Gene Ontology annotation, molecular function: G protein-coupled receptor activity. Gene Ontology annotation, cellular component: plasma membrane.